CUAGUCUACCUUUAUGGUUCGCUGUAAACACCGCAGAGAGUGGACUUUAAUACUGAAUAGAAAAUUCGUAAUUUAGGGCUUUUACAUUAGAACAGCAUCGUCUCUGGCUCUACUGUAUAAAAUUGUAUAUAGCAUAGACAUUCAGCCAUGUCAAUGAAAGUGAAUAUUGCAUCUUUAGUAUUGGAAGACGGGACAGCGUUUCAAGGCCGUCUGAUUGGGGUCAAAGCUUCAGUGUCUGGUGAAGUUGUUUUCCAGACAGGAAUGGUGGGUUAUCCAGAAGCUCUCACUGAUCCCUCAUACAGGUCCCAAAUACUAAUUCUGGCUUACCCACUGAUUGACAAUUAUGGUGUUCCACAAGAUGAGGAUGAAGAGUUUGGACUCAGCAAGUGGUUUGAAUCUUCCAGAAUUCACGCAUCUGCUGUCAUUGUUGGGGAGGUCUUUGAGAAUCCCAGUCACUGUAGCUCAGCCAAGUCUUUGGAUCAGUGGCUCCGAGAGCAAGGCAUCCCUGGGCUGCAGGGAGUUGAUACACAAAAUUUGAUCAAAAAGAUCACAGAAAGUGGAACCAUGUUGGGGAAAGUUGUGAUGGAAGGAACUUCUGCCACUGACAUUGAGUUUCUUAAUCCAGACAGCAGAAACCUUGUUAAAGAAGUUUCUGUUAAAAAACCAAGAGUUUUUAAUAUAAAUGGCACUGUGAAGAUCACUGCCAUAGACUGUGGCAUUAAUUACAAUCAGAUCCGCUACCUGUGCAAGAGAGGUGCUCGGGUCACUGUGGUCCCCUGGGAUCAUCCUUUGGAAGCCAAUGACUUUGAUGGGCUAUUCAUUAGUAAUGGCCCUGGCCAUCCAGAAUGCUGUAAGGAGACUAUAGAGAAUGUACGGAAUGUGGCAUGUGUGGAAAACCCUAAAACUGUCUUUGGAAUAGGCUUGGGUCAUCAGCUUCUAUCUUUGGUCAUUGGUGCAAAGACAUACAAAAUGACGUAUAGUAUCCAUGGUUAUAACCAGACCUACAUCCAUAAAGGUACCGAUUACUGCUUCAUCACCUCUCAGAACCAUAGAUUUGCUGUGGAUCCUCAAACUCUCCCAGAAGAUUGGGAUGUGCUCUUUACCAACACCAAUGACCAAACCAAUGGGGGCAUUGUUCAUAACCACAAGCCGCUUUUCAGUGUCCAGUUCUGUCCUGAACACAUGGCUGGGUCUACAAACCUAGUCAGUCUCUUUAAUGUCUUUAUGGACACAGUCAGAGACUCAAAAGAGGGCAAAGCUGGAAAACCAAUUAAGCAAAGACUGUCAGAGCAUCUUAGUUUCCCUGGAUCUUCUGAGCCAGAAGAAUUUGUUCGGCCUUGUAAAGUUCGAAUUCUUAGUUCGGGAGGGCUCUCUAUCGGACAGGCUGGAGAAUUUGAUUAUUCUAUUCAGGCGCUGAGGAAGACUGGUCAAGAUCCUCCAGUAAAGAUGAAUGUGGACUGCAUGAAGUCCCAGAAUCUCAUUCGUUUACCUGGUCUGAUUGAUGUCCAUGUGCACUUGAGGGAGCCUGGUGGCACCCAUAAAGAGGACUUCUCCUCAGGCACAGCAGCUGCCCUGGCAGGAGGUAUCACCAUGGUGUGUGCCAUGCCGAACACCAACCCUCCCAUCACUGACCCUAGCUCCCUUGCUAUGGCCCAGAAGCUUGCCAUGGCUGGUUGCCGCUGUGAUUAUGCUCUCUUCCUGGGUGCGUCAUUAGACAACGCCUCAAUUCUUCCAUCCAUUGCAAGCUCUGCAGCUGGCCUGAAGAUGUACCUGAAUGACACAUACUCCACUUUGAAAAUGGACAAUGUUUCAAUAUGGAUGGAGCACUUUGAGAAGUGGCCAAAGCACCUGCCAAUUGUGACACAUGCAGAGAAACAGACUGUGGCAGCCGUCUUAAUGGUAGCACAGCUGUAUCAGAGACCUGUUCACAUCUGCCAUGUUGCCAAGAAAGAAGAGAUUCUGAUCAUCCGAGCUGCUAAACAAAAGGGGAUCCAGGUGACGUGUGAAGUUGCCCCUCAUCAUCUCUUCCUGUGUGAAGAUAAUGUGCCUGUCAUUGGGAGCGGCAGGGCACAAGUACGGCCCAUGCUGGGAACACGAGAGGACAUGGAGGCAUUGUGGGAAAAUUUAGAUAUCAUUGACUGUUUUGCUACCGACCAUGCUCCUCAUUCAGUAGAUGAGAAGAACUCAGAUAAACCACCUCCAGGUUACCCAGGGCUAGAGACCAUGUUGCCUCUUCUGCUCACAGCAGUCAAUAAGGGGUGCCUCACCAUUGAUGACAUUAUUAAGAGGCUUUACGAGAACCCCAGAAGAAUAUUUGCUCUCCCUCCUCAAGAGGACACCUACGUAGAGGUGGAUUUGGAGCAAGAGUGGAUAAUUCCGAAGCACAUGCAAUUCACAAAGUCUAAGUGGACGCCCUUUGAAGGCAUGAAAGUGAAGGGAAAAGUCACGAGGGUGGUGCUCAGAGGAGAGGUGGCCUAUAUUGAUGGACAGAUGUUGGCACAACCAGGUAAUGGCCAUGAUGUGAGGUCAUUGUCAGCAGUCUCCACAGGAGCACCUGAGACAUUAAAGAAUGCACCUAAGAACCAUGCUUCCCCAAUUGGUGCCCACAGCCAGACAGCCACACCCAGGAAGCUGGAACCCACUAUUCACAGCCAGACUAAGAGUGCCGAGAAGGAAGAGGCAACAUCUAAAGAAGCAGCCGUUUUAAACAGAGCAGUGGCGGAGUUCAUUUGUAUUGACCAUAUACCAAUAUCUACAGUGGAAAGAUCUGGAUUUAUGCACCUAUUAGAGAAACUGGAUGGCAAAUAUGAACUGCCCAGCAGAGACUUUUUUAUGAACAAAGAAGUGCCAAAACUAUACACAGAAACUAGAGAGACAGUAAAGGGAGAACUUGAAGGAAUUGGAUGUUAUGCCUGUACCACAGAUCUGUGGACCAGCAGAACAAUGCAGUCCUACAUGACUGUAACCAUUCAGUUCAUAACAAAGAAUUGGCAGAUGCAGUCAUGGUGCCUUGGCUGUGCAGAACUUAAUAGUGACCAAACAGCAGAGAGCCUGAAGGAGGCAUUCAAUGAGAUGUUGGGAGAUGAGUGGGGUCUCAAUUUACAUCACAUGGCAGGAAUUACGACUGAUAAUACCUCAAAUAACACGAAGGCCUUCUUUGACUACAACUGGAUUCCUUGCUUUGGGCAUAAUCUUGACUCUGCUAUUCAUAAAGGCCUCAAUGUUGAUUACGUAGGCACAGUCUUGUCUCUGCUUAGAACAACUGUCUCUACUUUUUCAAGAUCCUUUAAGUUGACAAGACAGCUGGAGUCAAAACAGGCAGAGCUUGGUCUACCGAAACACAAAUUGCUACACGAUGAACCUUUACGUUGGGUGUCAUCAUAUGACAUGGUGGACCGCUUUUUAGAACAGCAACAAGCUGUUAAUUCUGUGUUAGCUGAUAACAGAGAUAAGUGGCAUCUCAUGCCAAAGGAAAUUGACAUUGCUACAAUAGAGGUGUUGAAAAAUGUUCUUGGUCCUUUGAGAGAUUUCACUUAUGCAUUAAGUGGGCAGCAGCAUACCACAACAUCCUCGGUGCUCCCACUGCUAUUCAAGGCUGAAUCAAUUUUAACAGUAUCUGACUCUGACAGCCAACUAAGUUCUCGCAUCAAGGAUUGUGUGAGAUGUGAUUUACAAAGCCGAUACAAUGGAGAAGACUUGCGGGCAACUUUGAACUGUGCCACAUUUUUGGAUCCAAGGUUUAAAGACACCUUUGUGUGUAAAGGACAAAAGCUGGAAGAGCAGUUGCAGCAGAAAGUUGAAAAUGUGGCAUGUACAUUCCCGAAAAAAGAAGUAACAUCACACACAGCUGAGGAUGAUGUUACAUGCUCUGCAGAUCGACAGCAAAAACUAAGGAAAGAAUUGGCAAUAUACCACAAAGUACCUGAGAUCGACACAGAAAACGACCCGCUUGAUUGGUGGAGAGAACAUGAGGACAGCUUGCCAGUCCUGUCAAUGAUUGCAAGGAGGUAUCUUUGUCUCUCCGCUACAAGCGGUGCAUCAGAGCACAGUUUUAGAACCUCAGGUUAUACAUGUACUCCACACCAUACAAUGCUGACACCACAGCAUGCUGAAAUGCUUGUGUUUCUUGCUAAAAACCUGCACCAGGUCAAGAAAUUGAACAUGUAAACUGGUAAAGCACUUAUGGGCACUUUGAAUUUAAACUUGUAAAUGAAAUUUUGAUCUAAUUUAACUUUCCAGGUGCACAGUUGUUUUGGAGUUGAUCAUUCAUGUUCAGUUUUUAAAAGUUGUCAUGAGAAUUUGCAUGUGAAUCAAAUUUGCAUUUAAGGAUCUGAGUCUAUUAAAAUACCUGUGUGUUAUUUGAGAGGUGUCUAUGGCAACUUUGUUGUAAUCUCAUUAGAUGGUGUGUUUUCUUCUUUAAAAUAAUUUCAUAUAUAUUGUAUAUAAUAGGUUUUACUUUGACACUUAACAAAGAAGUAACUUUCCAUUCCCUUUACUUGUUAUAAGAACAUUUGUAUUCAAUAAACUCAGCUCAUUACUUAACACUCCUGCUUCUGCCCUUCUUCUGCAUUGGCCUGUUGGUUAGUAAAAGAUUUACCUUAUUUUUUGCCUGAUGUAAAUUUUAAAGUGUUUCAUUUGUGAAAUACAAAUUUUUUAGCUAAAAUAUCAGUGUGCGUACAUUUACUCUGUUUUUACUCAUCUUAUUGCAUUGUUGUCAAGUUAACACUUCUAUGAGGUAAUUGUAGAAAAGUGUGCACAUCCAAACCAAGUUGGGCACAGGUGCAGGACUUGACCGGCUUUAAAUAUCAGAUACCAAAUUGUAUACUUCCUGAUGGAGAGAGAGAUCUAGAGACAAAGUAAGCUAAAUCUAACAAUCUUGGUUUAUGAUGGAAUGAUGUUGCUUAACCUAUGCAUAUCAAUUACAUAUAUUUUUAUCUUAUUGCAUUUUUUCGAAUGUUUUCAUCAUUCAAUUUGUGAUAUAAAAGCUUUAUGUAGGAUGUGCUGCUAUAAAAUCAGAGCUAUACAUAAACAGAUCUCAAAUUCACUGUACUUAAACCACAAUCUCUCUUCUUCUAUAGCGAAAACUACAGACAUGUUGAAAUAUAUAAACACUAUUGUGUGAAUUGUCUAUAAUGCUUUAGUUUAGUUUAGUUUAGUUUAUUUAGCACCAUGAGAAGUAUAGAAGAAUACACAACAGAAAAGAGAUGUGCAGGAGAGUUUUGAAACUCUAAUGGGCUUAUGUGAAUUCCUCACCUUAUCAGUGACAUUCAUUUACUGCAUCUUAGAUUAAAAUGUAAAAUAAAAUAAAAACUUUCAUGUUUGAUUUAAUAAAUGCACUAGUAACUUUUAAACUUGUCUGCUCACAGUGCUUGUAUGUAUGUGUGUGUUGUUUCAAUAGAGCUCUGUUGUUAUUCUGUACACCAGCUUAUUUGCAUUAGGAAGUAUAAAGCAUAGCUGUAAGAUUUGUUUGCGCUUGUGUGGUUGGUGCCAGCGUGUCAGUUUGUUACCAAUAUGUAGAUUAGGGCACCUGUAAAAUAUGAAAAUGUGAAAAGCACACUGUAUUAGAGAGCUGUCAAGGACGAAGAGAUGUCACGAUUACUUUGUCCACUCCUGUCAACUCGUGAGAAUGGCCUUCUUUGCAGCUUACUAAGUCAUGACUGCGGCGUAAGGACACUUUUAUGCAUUCAUUUUUUCCCCUUCUCUAACUAUCUCUUUAUUUGUAGUAUUAUUUUUUGUUUUGUUAAAAGCAGUCAUAUUUAUGUCAGUCCUUAUAUGGUAUUUGCAUUGAUGUCUGUGACUAUAGUACCAUCCUUUAUUCCUGUAUAAAAACAACAAAAAAACAACUACUUUGUUUUAGUAUUUUUGAGGUGCGAUCAUUUAGAUAUUGAUGCUGUAUGUCAUGUUACAAUGAUCUCAUAUACAUGGAUGUGUUUUUAUGUUACAAGUGAUGUCAGUUACACGUGUAGAAAUGGCUGCUAUUCUAUUCCCAAGAUUUAAAUUUUUAUGUGUUAAGAAUUACAUUUUUCUUUCUAACGUAAAGUAGCCAGGGUUCCCACGCAUCUUGGAAAUCCUAGAAUUUUGCAAUACAGUUUUCCAGUUAUGGAAAUGUAAUGGAAAAUAAGGAAUAUACCUUAAUGUCCUGGAAAAUAUGUUUGUAUGUAAUGUAAAAAAACGUUUUGAUUGUGUUGCUGACAAGUUUUUGUGACAUGUACAAAUAUUGAUAUUGUGCAAUUUGUUUUAGUUCUGCAGCAUAUUCAGACUAUUUAUUUAUUUGAAAGAAAUCUCUUUUUGGAGUUUAAGAAUCACAUUGGGACAUGUAGCAAACUGCUAAUCCAGAGGUGAGAAACUACUGUCAAAAACACACAGAAAUGUCAAAAUAAAAGCUUGAUUAAAAUGGACACGUGAAAUGGAAAAAUUGAUUUUAUUGCAGAUUUUAACUGCAAUUGAAUAAUAAUAAAUAUAAUAAUAAUUUAUUAAAGCAAUAACUCAUAUGUGAUGUUUUGUUGUGCAGCAAUUCAUUUGACUAAAAUAAUGCAAUGUUAUGUUGAAAAAUUUAAUUAAAUCUAUUUUCAUUUGACUACAUUUUUAACAAAUUCAUUUGAUUAGACACCAUUUUGAUGAUGAUGAAAUUUAAUUAUACUGUCUAAUAUGGAUUAAAAAAAAUUACCACAAUUUUACGACCUCUCGUGUGUUUUUGCUUAAAUAUUACAACAGUGUGACACAAAAGAUGUCCUGGAAAAUUGUGCCUUGAAAAGAGUGGAUACCCUGAGUAGCACAUCUAAUUUUCAUAAAAUUUUCUGUGACUUAUGCUCUAGCUGUUCACUAUUCUGGUUUGCCAUUGAAAUGUAUUGUGGCUUUGCUAAUACUGUUUAUGAUCAUUUGUUUGUGCUUUUUCUUAUUUGUAAAUCACUUUGGA
Messenger RNA from Xyrauchen texanus (razorback sucker), 6916 nucleotides. RefSeq names its product CAD protein-like. Gene Ontology annotation, biological process: L-glutamine metabolic process; 'de novo' pyrimidine nucleobase biosynthetic process. Bases 148 to 4167 code for a protein of 1339 amino acids. The record is from RefSeq and is a predicted model, not a curated record. The transcript is spliced from 19 exons. Lineage: Eukaryota; Metazoa; Chordata; Actinopteri; Cypriniformes; Catostomidae. Gene Ontology annotation, molecular function: hydrolase activity, acting on carbon-nitrogen (but not peptide) bonds, in cyclic amides; protein dimerization activity; carbamoyl-phosphate synthase (glutamine-hydrolyzing) activity.